AUGGCCCUCUUAGCACUCAGACUGUGUCCACUAAACGUCUACAUUGUGCGAAAUGACAUAAAAAUUUAUGUUUUAGCUGCAAAUAUAUCAUUAUCGAAUUGUAAGGACUCGGAGAAGAAUGGAUCCCUGAUCUAUAUAGACUUUCACAACAUCAGACCUCCAUGUACUUGUACCGUAAUUCCAUCAUUUGAAGGCGACAUCGAGGUUACGUCAGAGAAAACUGAAGAACCCUGUAGCACAAUAAUAAGAAUAGAAGCCUCUGGAAGAUACUAUUCUUUCAAAUGCAAUCCUCAAAUAAAAGCUACACAAAUUACGAACAAUAUGUCUCAAACAGUUAAUGUUUAUCCUCAUUAUUAUGCAUUCUACAGUCGGGAACAGUCUUACCACUGUCUAGGGUUUCAACAGAAUAUCGAUGGGAGAGAAAAGGGGAAUAUCAGAGUUUUCUGUGGAAAUACACCUAAAAGUACGACAAGCCGCUCGACAGAAACGGGGAGUACGGAUUUUACAUCUUAUCAACAGCAGAAUUUAACCACCGUAACAGACUUUGGAUUUCACUCCAUAAAUGCUACAGACGAACUUCAGCCUGUUACAUCUAUUUUAACAUAUAUUAUAGUUGGAAUAUCCACAUGUGUAGGCAUGGGAUUCUUUGCUCUUGUAAUUCUUGUGCUGGCUUGUAGGAUUCGGUAGCAAAAACAAAAAAGAAGAAAUACGCAAUCAACAGAGGAAUUUCGUACAGAUCAUGAAAGUUAUAAUGUAUUCAACAAACCUUUACCAGAUAACCCUCUAUACAAUUCCAAUGAAUUCCCAAGCGAAGUCGGAUAUUCUACAAUACAUGAUCAGCAAGAAGGUUCCCAGUUAUCAACGCAAGGGAACGAUGUCGAAAGACAGAUAGUUUAUACCAGACUAACACAGAAAGAAAUAGCAGAUAGGCAUGUGGCUGAAAUUCCUAUCUAUGCAGUUCCUACAAAGUCCAAAAAGAAAACCAUGAGCGAUACAGCCGGAGCAGUCUAUGCUCAAGUAAGCAGGCCACAGGUAAAUGUUAAAAACAGUCCUGUUCGAAGUAGGAAUCAAGAUGGUCUUGCGUAUAUUGAUGUAGAUCAUUCCAAUAUUUUGCACGCCCAAGAACAA
This is a messenger RNA of Saccostrea cuccullata (small rock oyster), 1128 nucleotides long. RefSeq lists its product as uncharacterized. The record is from RefSeq and is a predicted model, not a curated record. NCBI's taxonomy places the organism in Eukaryota, Metazoa, Mollusca, Bivalvia, Ostreida, Ostreidae. The coding region runs from base 1 to 687 and encodes 228 amino acids. The transcript has 6 exons.